GAUUGGGGCAAGUGCUUUACUAAUUGGGAUUCAUACCUUAUUUGGUAUUGGGCAAGUGCUUUACCAAUUUUGGGAUUUGUAUACAAAAAGGUUUUAACUAAUCCAAGCAUAGUUAAUAUUCUAAAACGUCCCAAAGUUCUAAACAAGUUUGCAACUAUAGUUCCAUAC
This is a messenger RNA of Racocetra persica, 168 nucleotides long. The record is from the annotation of a GenBank genome assembly. Lineage: Eukaryota; Fungi; Glomeromycota; Glomeromycetes; Diversisporales; Gigasporaceae.